AUGAUGCGCCAUAUUAUACAUGGCAUCGAGGACAAGCUCGGCUCGCCAAUGCCAGAAGUCAACGACGAGAAACACGCCAUUGACCUGUGUAAAAUCGGAUAG
Messenger RNA from Phytophthora nicotianae INRA-310, 102 nucleotides. RefSeq lists its product as hypothetical. Bases 1 to 102 code for a protein of 33 amino acids. The transcript has a single exon. The record is from RefSeq and is a predicted model, not a curated record. NCBI's taxonomy places the organism in Eukaryota, Oomycota, Peronosporomycetes, Peronosporales, Peronosporaceae.